UUUUUCUCUCUCCCAUGUUGUGAUAGGAUAACUUUCCACCGUCCAGCCCGCACGUUUCUGCUCCCAUGAGCCCCUUUGCGGCAGACUUGCCUCCUUCCUCCUACCAGGGGGCAUCGUUCCAUUCUCCGCCUGACCAGACCCACAACUUCUCGAUUGACCUCAGCUUCCUGCCUGACUAUUUAAGCCCGGAUAACAAAUAUGAGGGCCGUGCAAUGGCAUUGGGAGAGCAGCACGGCUCUCAGUCAGGAUCGCAAGACAGUGGUAUCUUCCUGAAUGGUAAUGGCCUGUCCCGAGAGAGGGAUGAAAACGCAACUCAACCAUCGCCCGAUUCUUCUGGGAUGCCCGAUGCCUCUGGGACCUGUCUUCCCAUGAACCUGAUGACCCCCAUGGCCUCUGCUUCAGAAGGUUCUUCUGGCAUCGUCCCACAGUUGCAGAAUAUAGUGGCCACUGUAAACUUGGCUUGUAAACUGGACCUCAAGAACAUCGCCCUUCAAGCUAGGAAUGCAGAAUUCAACCCAAAGAGGUUUGCUGCUGUGAUCAUGCGAAUUCGAGAACCCAGGACAACAGCCCUCAUAUUUAGUUCCGGCAAAAUGGUCUGCACAGGAGCGAAAAGUGAAGAACAGUCGCGGCUGGCGGCCAGGAAGUACGCCCGUGUGGUGCAGAAGCUUGGGUUCCCUGCUAAGUUCCUGGAUUUCAAAAUACAGAACAUGGUGGGCAGCUGCGAUGUGAGAUUUCCCAUCCGGCUCGAAGGCCUGGUUCUCACGCAUCAGCAGUUCAGUAGCUAUGAACCAGAACUGUUUCCUGGCCUCAUUUAUCGAAUGGUCAAACCACGGAUUGUAUUGCUUAUCUUUGUGUCUGGAAAAGUUGUAUUAACUGGUGCCAAAUACCGUUCUGAAAUAUAUGAAGCAUUUGAAAACAUCUAUCCAAUCCUCAAGGGCUUUAAGAAAGCUUCUUAAUUUUCUUCUGAUAAAUUGUAUAGUUUAGGUGAGUUUUAGCAUCAAGUACAAAAUUCUCAAACACACAAAUUGACUGUUGAGUCAAUACCUCUAAUCCUCUGUUAGUUUGACGCUGUCAGUCUGUUUCAUCGUAUUCUUCUUCUUGUGAAUUCCUUACAGAAAAAAGGGCUUUGAAUUUUGAACAGUGUGAAAUGUGAUAAAAGAGAUAUGAAAUACAAAAACUAGUUCUGUAAGAAUGCUUUAGGGAACGGGUUAGCGUCUUGGAAUACUGUUGAAAUCGAAAUGUUCCCCGUUUUUUAAAUGUAUUUUUGUCUAAAGUAAAGAUAAAUCACACUAUUAAA
Molecule: messenger RNA, 1297 nt
Organism: Podarcis muralis (Common wall lizard)
Lineage: Eukaryota; Metazoa; Chordata; Lepidosauria; Squamata; Lacertidae
Gene: TBPL2
Product: TATA-box binding protein like 2
Biological process (GO): DNA-templated transcription initiation
Molecular function (GO): DNA binding
Source: RefSeq, a predicted model, not a curated record